GACUGUCUCAGUCGUUCGUGAACCUCGAAGGACGACAGAGGUCGAAGAGGGCACGUUUCCUCCUCUUCUCGCCUUUCUCCACGUCCUUGCUCUUGAACACUACGCUGACUAUCGACCAAGUCCACGACCACGAUCACGACCACGACGGCUACUGCAACUGCAACUGCAACUGCUACUGCUGCUGUAUCAGCGUUUUUUUUAAUCUCGACACUCAAACCGUGUGGGAUCUUUGGUACUGAGAGAACUAACCGAGGUGCAGUGCCUUUCUGUUGUCAGACUGCUUCCGCAAUCUUACGAGCACCAGUAGGAGGAUCGCCACCACGUGAAUCGACUUGGGACAUUUUGUUGCAAGAGAAAUUCACCAUUUAUACAAAAUGCGCUAUUACAUACUCGCUGGUGUCUUUUUUAUUUCCUGUCUUCAAGAAUUUGUCGGAGGUGCGUGUCCACGAAUAUGUCCCAUCGGAGGAGAACCAGUAUGCGGUAGUGACGGGGUCAUAUACGCUUCUCAGUGCGAAAUGCGGAAGAAGAUGUGCGGAAAAGGAGUUACUGUAGCAACAGAUAAAUCUUCUUGCUUACGAUCCUCGGGCAGUAAGUGCGAGCACCGAUGUCCGGCUGAUCAGGAUCCUGUUUGCGGUACUGACGGGCGAACUUAUUUAAAUAAGUGCAUGCUGAGGGUGGAGAUUUGCAGGGUUGGUAUUGAAUUGUCCCAUCUUGGACCUUGCAAUAAUAUAUCUGCUCACCGUGAAAAUUGCCCGGUGUCUUGUGAUCUUGCGCCACUGGAUGGACCGGUUUGCGGAAGUGAUGGAAAUGUCUACAAGUCUACAUGUCAAAUGAAACUUCUUACAUGCAGACAAGGAGUUGUAAGAACAAACAAAAAGCACUGUCAGACAACGAGACAUUGCCGAGAAACGUGCUGGCGGGGUGCCAAGCCAGCUUGCGGGAGCGACGGAAUUUUAUAUGCCAACACUUGUAAAAUGCGAGCGAAAAACUGCGGUAAACACGUAUUUGAAGUCCCGAUGUCAUUCUGCGUAUCACGAGAAAGAACUUCCGGAAGUGUUGGUACAGCUUGCCCGUUAGAUUGCAAAGAAGAACCAGAGGUCGAAGUUUGUGGUUCUGACGGCAGCGUAUACAGAAAUGAAUGUGAAUUAAAAAUGCUUAAUUGCGGUCAGUCGAGAAGAAAAAUAACAGUUGUAGACUUCGAUAAAUGUAAACCACGUAUUUUGAAGUGCUCGAAACAAAUGCAAAAAUGUAGUAACGAUAUUGAUCCAGUUUGUGGUACUGAUGCUUACACGUAUCCUAAUCAGUGUCAACUAAAUGUCGGGAUUUGUAUGAAAGGAAUUCAACUUGCACACGUUGGCGAAUGUACGACCUUGAAAGAGACUGAGCAAUGCCCAGAAGAUUGCAGCAAUGAGGCUGAAGAACCUGUUUGCGGUAGUGACGGAAACGUUUACCGAUCCCUGUGCCAUUUACGACGAGAUACUUGUGGCCAGAGGGUGGUUGCCGUGCCAGCUCAGCACUGCCGUACGACAGCCCUCUGCAAUCAGAUAUGCAGCGGUGAGCGGCAGUUUGUCUGCGGUUCCGACAACAAACUUUAUCGCAACGAGUGUGAGAUGAAGAGAGACAAUUGCGGAAAACACGUGUACGUCGUUCCCAUGAAACGAUGUGUCCAAGGAUUCGUAUUCCGCGGAUGUCAGAAAAUUUGCCCGCCCUACUAUGACCCCGUCUGUGGCACAGACAACAUGACUUACAGCAACGAGUGCUUCCUAGAGAUAGAAAACUGUCGCAGUCGCAGUCUUGUUACUAAACUGUACCACGGUAUUUGCGGACAGCCCACGGAAGACCCGAAAAACUAUUUGUAUUAAAAUAAAUAAUUUAUAAUUUUAUGUUUCUUUGAGUUAAAAUUUUUUUACUGUCAUCCGACGGUUAAACAAAAUUAUUAUUAUAAUUAUCACUUGUUAAUUAUUAAUUUAAACUUCAUGGCAAUUUAUCGGUAGUAUUUACUAGCGAAUGAAAUAAAUUUUUUAAUGAUACUCGUGCGAUUAAAUCGGCAAAUUAAUUGAAAAAAAAACAUGAGUACAUAUUUUAUUUGGUUAAUAAAAAGUAUGAUAAAUCUUGCCAGUUGGUAAAUAAGUAAAUGUGCAGAUACAUUGCGUGCCUAUAAAUUUUAAUGGUUAAUUAAUUUGUUAAAUUUUUGUUAAUAUUUUUUAUAAAAAUUUUUCACGUUGUUUUUAAUUUCCUUUUUUUUUU
This is a messenger RNA of Microplitis mediator, 2247 nucleotides long. RefSeq names its product serine protease inhibitor dipetalogastin. The record is from RefSeq and is a predicted model, not a curated record. Lineage: Eukaryota; Metazoa; Arthropoda; Insecta; Hymenoptera; Braconidae. Bases 375 to 1862 code for a protein of 495 amino acids. Gene Ontology annotation, molecular function: protein binding. The transcript is spliced from 9 exons.